Molecule: messenger RNA, 1407 nt
Organism: Oncorhynchus masou masou (cherry salmon)
Lineage: Eukaryota; Metazoa; Chordata; Actinopteri; Salmoniformes; Salmonidae
Exons: 2
Coding region: 667-1293 (208 amino acids)
Source: RefSeq, a predicted model, not a curated record
CUAGAGUCUUCAGGAACUCAACCUGGAACUGCAGCAUCUCUCCUAGGUUACCGAACAGGACAUCGAGCUGGAGGAGGUGGCAUAGCAACAUGUUGCUGAAUGAGCGAGAGAAGGGAAAUCGUUGCCGUGGUAAUGGACGUGACAGCCGUAUCCAGGGACGACCGGAUGGAGCACAGGCAUCACCGCGGGGACCAUGAUCAGACCAGACAUAAUCUUAAUUAGAUAGUAAUGCACGCACGUGCGCACACACACACACACACACACACACACACACACACACACACACACACACACACACACACACACACACACACACACACACACACACACUCACUUGUCUGCAGACUGUCUUAUCUAAUUAUGUGUGUUAAGACACACACAUCCACAGAGUCUUAGGAGUCUUUUGUAGAACAGUGGGUUACCACGUGUUUCAUGUUACUGUACGUUCUGAAUGGGACUGUAAUUUUGGCCUUUACUACGACAGACCACAGAAAUGUAUUAAAUAAGCAGUUAUAAAUGGCAAAACUAAACUGUCCAAAAAUAAACCAUUAUUAAGGAAUAAAGGUUUUGAAAUGUCUGUCCUAUAUCUAGGAGACAUAAGAAAUCUGAUUGUUUUUUGACAUAUUGUCACGUGUGUUCCCUCUCUGACCUCGAGGUCACCUCGUUAUGGAGCACACCUGUCACCCUCGUUAUGGAGCACACCUGUCACCCUCGUUAUGGAGCACACCUGUCACCCUCGUUAUGGAGCACACCUGUCACCCUCGUUAUGGAGCACACCUGUCACCCUCGUUAUGGAGCACACCUGUCACCCUCGUUAUGGAGCACACCUGUCACCCUCGUUAUGGAGCACACCUGUCACCCUCGUUAUGGAGCACACCUGUCACCCUCGUUAUGGAGCACACCUGUCACCCUCGUUAUGGAGCACACCUGUCACCCUCGUUAUGGAGCACACCUGUCACCCUCGUUAUGGAGCACACCUGUCACCCUCGUUAUGGAGCACACCUGUCACCCUCGUUAUGGAGCACACCUGUCACCCUCGUUAUGGAGCACACCUGUCACCCUCGUUAUGGAGCACACCUGUCACCCUCGUUAUGGAGCACACCUGUCACCCUCGUUAUGGAGCACACCUGUCACCCUCGUUAUGCGUACACAGAGAGCAUCAGCCGGGUUCUCGUCAGGUUUCUGCCCCUCAGCGGUGGCGACCGGUCUGCUCCUGAUCCCCGGGAUCGUCCCUGUGGUUGGCGUCCUGCGGCUGGAGCCAAACGCCCCGGGGAGGGUGGUACUGUCACGUAAUGCUCUCUCUCCGGCGCUCUAGGUCCUCAUGGUCUCACGCCUCGGCAGGAUCGACAGGUUCGCAGAGGUGACCGCUCCGCUCCUGAUCCCCGGGAUCAGUCAUCUUGGUCGGCG